Molecule: messenger RNA, 2268 nt
Organism: Penicillium oxalicum
Lineage: Eukaryota; Fungi; Ascomycota; Eurotiomycetes; Eurotiales; Aspergillaceae
Product: DUF2457 domain-containing protein
Exons: 1
Coding region: 1-2268 (755 amino acids)
Source: RefSeq, a predicted model, not a curated record
AUGGCACAACCCCGCGGGGAAAACACCUUCUCUUUCCAAAAUCUUUUGAAGAUGCUUGUGGCGCCAAAUUCCUCCACGAUGCCAGCCCAUGGCGAUGCGGACCUGGCUGAAGAUGUGGACGAGCCUCCUGAACCGCGUCUCAUUCACGAAUCCUCCUCACAACACCAAGGCCACCCAACUCUCGUGCAGCCCUCGAUCCCACAUCACAAGGAAGCUACCUCGCUACUUACACGCGCUCUGAAGAGUAGCCCGGAAACCUCUCCCACCGAGCGAUACUCAUCCUUCCAUGACUCCGCCUACACCUACCGUUCAUACCCGCACAGCAAUAUCAGUGGUAUCUCCACCGCAGAGCUGACCAGCGAUGGUGGACUGACCAGCCCUUCCCUCUCUAACACCCCAAGCCCACCUUUGCCCCCCCAGAUAAUGGGGAAUACUGCUCCGUUGCACGGCAAGAGAAAUGGAAGUACGAGAAUUAUGAUCGCCAGUGGCGACGAACCCACCGUCGAGGCCAACCUGGGUCGUAAGCGAUGCAUCAGCUUCGCAUGCGGUCGCCAAACAGCCACUACCAACCCCUCUAAGCCGACUUCGUCCAACUGUCCUUCCGGUCCGGAUCAGAGUCCACUUGAGCCUCCGAAGCGAAAGACUACUCUCACUUUUGCCUGCGCCGAUUACAAAGCAUCUCCUGCCCGGGAGCGCUCGCAGACUCGAAAGGUUUCCUUCCGACCUCGUUGCCGUGGCUCCCCAGCUCCCGUGGCUCGCAAGUCUUCUCCGGAGCAGACCGAGGGGCCUCAGGCAAAACAGCAACCCAGCAAGGAGAACACCCUACUUCCCAAGAGUACUUCUCAGGCUGUCACCACAAGCGGACUAGGCAAAUUCGAGGAGUCCGAAGCUACCCGAUUCCAUGAAUUUGCCAGCUCGGUUGACGAGGACGAUGAAUGGGUCAUCAAGUCAACUGACCAUCUCUCCAAGAAAAUCACUCUCAAUGACUGCAUGCAGAAAGAGUUUGCGAUUCGCAAACUUGCACAAGAAGCCGAGGAGGAGGCAUUGGAUGAAGAGGAUGACGAAGAUGAGGAUAACGACGACGAAGACGAGGAGGAUGACGGUGAAGACACUGAAGAACUUGCUGAUGACGAUUCUACUGUGCACUUCUCUGACGACGAUGGCAACGAGUCCGAUAAUGAGGCAGGAUUCGCCGACUCCGACGACAGCGACGACGGCGGUUCAGAGUAUGAAUUUUGGGCCCCCUCAGCCGUGAUUCCGGAACCCAGCAGCCAGCCUCUUGACAUUGUUCCUCCGACGAUGGAACGCCGUGCCUCGAACACUUCCUUCGACUCGAUGACUGAUGACCAUCAUCCGAAGUGGUUGCCUGCACCUGUGCGGAAGACUGGCCCUCGACCUUCUAAGGCGCGCAAGAUCAUGCGGCCCGGUACCCCUACUCUCCCCGAUGGCACUGACUUUGUCUGCGGUACCCUUGACGAAGAUCGGCCCAUGGAAGCUGCGUACAAGUCCUGUCUGGAACAACGGCGCCUGUCGAAGCAAAUUCUCAUUCCUCAAGAUAUCGAUCCUAGCUUUCCAACUAGUGACCCAGAGGAUGAUGACGAUGACCUUGAAGACAUCUCGCACGGUGAUUUCGACGACUUCGUGUUCGAGCCUUCCCGUGGUCGCGCAGAGGACUCGUCUCGCAAGCCCUCACCUCGACACUCUCCGAAGCGGAUGACGUCGCCUCCGCCCCGUCGUGCAGGCCGAGUUUCUCCCAAGCGCUUCAAGUCUCCUCCACCACGCUCUCGGGCCUGUCGAGCCAAGUCUCCCUCGCCUUGCAAACGAGCAAGUAUCUCCAACGAAUUACCCGUCCUGGAAUCUUCAUCGCCUCAGGGGCUGAAUAUCAGCCACCUGGUCCAACGUCCCCAUCUGGCACGUACCAAGUCACUACCUCGCACGCCCAAUCCUUUCUUCACUCGCCUGGAAAAGUCUCGCACUUGGCAAAACAUUCCUGCUCUGUCCGAGUCGCCUGAGUUGGACCGCUCGAACCUGCGUGAGAUGCAUGCUCGAGGACCUAUUGACAUUGUUGAGGGCCUUGAGCAAAAGCGUCAGAAGCGCAAAGAAAAGUACUGGCGUCAACAUUGCCGAAAGGCCGCCAAAGAGCAACUGAGCCGACGACCCAUCCCCGGUAAGGGAGCUGAGAGGAUGAAGGAACUUGGCUUAGAAGUUGCCGAGAGGUGCAGAGCGUAUGGCGUCGCUCAAGACACUCAGCUUGUCCUCUCCGUCUAG